AUGGCUGCUUUCACUCUCACCUUCGCUCCCACCACCCGCUCUUUCGGCCGCAGCGGUUACAACAAGGACGGCGACGACUCUGACUCCAAGCCUACAAACGGCCGUGGCCGAUCUGGUUACAACGAGCCUGAGGAGGGUGACUCUGGCCGUUCUGGCUACAACGGCCCUGACGACGAUGACAACGCUCAGGGCAACAAGGGCCGCUCUGGUUACAACGGUCCCAGUGACGAUGACGAGUAG
Messenger RNA from Fusarium coffeatum, 240 nucleotides. RefSeq lists its product as uncharacterized. The transcript has a single exon. The coding region runs from base 1 to 240 and encodes 79 amino acids. NCBI's taxonomy places the organism in Eukaryota, Fungi, Ascomycota, Sordariomycetes, Hypocreales, Nectriaceae. The record is from RefSeq and is a predicted model, not a curated record.